AUGGGCAUCUCUGAACUGUGUCUCUGCACUUUGGACCUCCACAAUGUCACAGGGGCCGUGGAGUUCCUCCUCCUGGGGCUCUCAGAUGACCCCCAAGUCCAGCCCGUCCUCUUUGGCCUCUUCCUGUCCAUGUACCUGGUUACUGUCACAGGGAACCUGCUCAUCAUCCUGGCCGUGAGCUCCGACCCCCGCCUGCACACCCCCAUGUACUUCUUCCUCUCAGUCCUGUCUGUGACUGACAUCGGGUUCAUCUCCAGCACGGUCCCCAAGAUGAUCCUGGACAUCCACACCCAGAACAGAGGCAUGGCCUACGCCAGCUGCCUGGCUCAGCUGUCUUCCUUUAAUCUUUUGGGGUGUUUGGACAGUGUCCUCCUGACCGUGAUGGCCUAUGACCGCUUUGUGGCCAUCUGUCAUCCCCUGCACUACCCUGUCAUCAUGAACCCCCGGCUCUGCGGACUGCUGGCUCUGGCAUCUUUCCUUAUCAGCCUGGUGGAGUCCCAGCUGAACGUCCUUGUCAUCUCACAGCUGGACUUCUGUCCCGUGGUGGAAGUCCCCCACUUUUUCUGCGACCCACCUCAGCUCCUCAAGCUUGCCUGUGAUGACACCUCCACCCAGAACAUCCUAAUCUACAUCAUUGCUGCCCUCUUUGGGGCACUUCCAGCUUCUGGCAUCUUCUUCUCUUACUACAAAAUCGUGUCCUCCAUUGUGAAAGUCCCAGCCAAAGGGGGACGGCACAAAGCCUUCUCCACCUGCGGCUCCCACCUGGCUGUGGUUUGCUUGUUCUAUGGAACAGGCCUAGGGGUCUACCUCAGUUCCACCCUCCCAAGCGCCUCACGGAAUGGUGUGGUGGCCUCCGUGGUGUACACCGUGAUCACUCCCAUGCUGAACCCCUUUAUCUACACCCUAAGGAAUAGAGAUAUGAAGAGGGCCUUGCAGAGGUUGUUGCCUAGAACUGGCCCCAUGUGA
This is a messenger RNA of Sorex fumeus (smoky shrew), 966 nucleotides long. Its product is annotated as olfactory receptor 18-like. Gene Ontology annotation, molecular function: G protein-coupled receptor activity; olfactory receptor activity. The transcript has 2 exons. The record is from RefSeq and is a predicted model, not a curated record. Gene Ontology annotation, biological process: G protein-coupled receptor signaling pathway. Gene Ontology annotation, cellular component: membrane. The coding region runs from base 1 to 966 and encodes 321 amino acids. Lineage: Eukaryota; Metazoa; Chordata; Mammalia; Eulipotyphla; Soricidae.